AUGCCUUCACUUAUCGUUGAUUUUCUUAAUUCGGCGCUUUCCACUAUGAAAGAAACUCGCAACGUUAUAUCAAAAAAGCAAGUUCAAGUUCGAGAACGGAAGCAAGUCAAUUUGAACUCGUAUCAUCAAAUUAAUGACAAUUACCUAUUCGAUUUGGCCUUGUUUCAUCAAACUAAUCUUAUCGGUAGUGAUUUCGAUUCCAUAGUUGGCCGAAACGUUUCCGCUAACCAGAGGCUCAAUUGUGAACAGAUUUUUGUUAAAACUCUUACCGGGCCGACUUACUCUGUCGAGUAUCAAUCAAGCGAUACUAUAGGCAAAGUAAAACAGAUGAUACAAAGCAAAGCUGGCAUUCCGCAAACCCGACAAAGACUUGUUUUCGCAGGUAUGCAGCUGGAAGAUGACCGUACGCUCGCAGACUACAACAUUCAAACCGAGGACACAUUACAUAUGGUUUUACGCCUUUGCGGAGAUGAUGGAUGUGUGCCCGGUUAUUUACCAUCAAGUGCGUUGGAUCCACAGUAUGAUUACGAUUUCACAAACAUUAGGGAUGCUUGUGUGAUUUAUUUGCGAGGAAAGGUUCGGUAUCGAAGACCGUGUGGAUGGAAGCGUUACGCUCUAAAUGUUUCCGGAAAAUAUGACAAUGGCGAUGAUGCUUGGCUUGGUACUGGUACGUCAGCUUGGCCGGUAUCCUAUCAUGGAACUACAAAAUAUAAUGCGAGACUAAUUACUGAAGAAGGAUAUUCGUUGGACAAGGGAACACGUUUCGCUUAUGGGCGUGGCAUUUAUUCAACGCCUGAUAUUAACGUAGCAGAACGUUAUGCAACGGAAUUUGAGUUCGAGGGCAAAGCAUAUGUGAUAGUGAUUCAAAAUCGAGUAAAUCCGAAAAAUAUGAUCAAGAUCAAGGCGAGAAAAACUAGAGAUGGCGAGUAUUGGAUUUCCACGGACGAGAAUGACAUUAGACCAUAUGGGAUUUGCAUAAAAGAAAAGCGGCGAUGA
This is a messenger RNA of Paraglomus occultum, 996 nucleotides long. The record is from the annotation of a GenBank genome assembly. Lineage: Eukaryota; Fungi; Glomeromycota; Glomeromycetes; Paraglomerales; Paraglomeraceae.